AUGAUACUUCAGAGCUCAUUCACUGAGUUUGAAGUCUGCCAGUGGGAGCUAUAAUUGAUCAUCUGCUCACUUUCCUUCCCUAACAACUGCAUAAUUUGUGUAACACAAUGCAGUGGACUGAGUUAUAGGAUGCAAUUUCCACUCUACCAGGGAUUUACAUCACAGUCUAGAUCCUUAAAGUGCACAAUAUGGAAAAUGAGCCCUCGGCUGGCCACAGAAGAGAGAGAAGAGAAAAAUCUAAAGAGGCGUAAACACUGCCAGAAAGUAAGAAGCAAGUCCCUUGGAAACUCUCUGGGCUUUGCCACUGCCUCUUUGGCAGAGGGAACGGGAGCUGGGACACCUCACCAGUCUCGCUUCUGCUUCUGCAAGGCAGACUCAAAACGCAGCCAGAGAUGGAGCUUCUUAGAGUACCACAAACGCCCGCUGUCCUUCCUGUUCUCACAGAUCUCCCCUGCCAUGGAAGUCUAAGAUCUACUUCUCAGGCACGGAACACAUUAGUUUCUCCAUUCAAUGUCUCUGCAAAUAUGGGACAGGAGACAUGAAAAAUGCCCCAAUAGGUGGAAUCUUGGAUGAUGUCCUAUUGAUACAAUGAGCUGCCAUCUCAUUGACAUCUUUAGACAGCUGGUGUGAACAUUGUGCUUCCUGCUCCCCAAUGAACCUUGUCACCAGGUUACAAAGAUAAACUGUAGAGGGACUUCUUUUAGCCACUCCACCAACAAUGCUGAGGCUGUCACCAUGUAUUAUGUUUCCUUUAACAGAGCUCUGCCAAAUAUCUGGGCUUUGAAAGAGCCUUGAACUUGAGAUGCUAAAGUGCAGUUAUAACUUCUUCAAGCUUUUCCUAGGCCAAAGAGAAUCAAUAGUAUGAUAACCCACAGGACACCAUAACCACCGUUCCUUUAUACUAAGAGAACAAGAACCAUGUCUUAAUCUCAUUUGUAGAGUGUAGGAUACUGAACAGUAUGGCCAAUGAGGCAGGAGGUACUAUAACAUGGUCUCCUUGUUCUGGGAAAUAGGAGUCAUCUAACUAGGAUGACUGAGAAAUACUGACUCUUGCAUUAACACCGAGGUUUGUGGAGUCAGUGGUUCAAGAAAAAACCUGGGCACACUCCCCUGGAAAUACAAAGGGAAGCCUGUGAGUGGGUGCAGAUAGGUCUUUGGGUCCUCUUAGUGUGCCCCAGAGAAUUUUCUUUUGCUUACUGAACCCAUAGAUAUGUCCUUACCUUCUCUACUCAGCUUCUUCUUUGCUAAGAUUUUCCUCUGGCCAUUUAAUUUAAUUUGUAAGUUUCUACCCUCACUGCUAUCCCAAGGUUGGCUUGGUUUUUAAAAGCCAUUCAUUAUCUUGAACAGAUCUUCCUCUGGCAGUUCUCAGUGCACUCAUUGGUCAAGGACGAAGAGUUUAUUACAUGAAUCUGCUGCUCUGCACUAAAGGGAAAGGCUAUAGCCCUUACUUUCUUAGAGAGCUACAGAGCCUGGCCCAAAGUCGCUGGAUUCUUAACUGUGUUGCUUUUCCUGCAGUGAAACUUUAAACACAUCACUCCAGAAUGUGGUGCCAUGAAGCAACCACCACAGUUCCACAGGGAUAGCUUGUCUCUGCUCUAGUUGGCUUGAGGGUUGGGACCUGAAGUCAGAUGAUAAUUGCUUAUCCUCAUGUCUGGCUUUUGGGCUGGAACCAUGCAGUUGGGGGCAUAGUAGGCUAAUCCAGCAUCACUUUGGGUGUCAGAAAGGUCUACCGAAUAUGAUGGCUUCAGGGGAGCUGAGCUUGGUUCAAAGUGAUUUAGAGCCCCCAAGGGUCCAUUCAGAGAGGGGGAAAGAGG
Messenger RNA from Mus musculus (house mouse), 1814 nucleotides. RefSeq names its product predicted gene 14092. The record is from RefSeq and is marked predicted. NCBI's taxonomy places the organism in Eukaryota, Metazoa, Chordata, Mammalia, Rodentia, Muridae. Bases 130 to 468 code for a protein of 112 amino acids. The transcript is spliced from 3 exons.